Molecule: messenger RNA, 1176 nt
Organism: Penicillium verhagenii
Lineage: Eukaryota; Fungi; Ascomycota; Eurotiomycetes; Eurotiales; Aspergillaceae
Product: C6 zinc finger domain-containing protein
Exons: 1
Coding region: 1-1176 (391 amino acids)
Source: RefSeq, a predicted model, not a curated record
AUGUUGGCCGGCGUUGUGGCCGGACCGUUACCGCGGUUUUUCUGGGUCGGGAUGAUUACCCAGAUGAGCCACACGCAGCCCGUAGUGAGGCAUUCGAUUGUGGCGAUAGCGUGUCUUCAGCAUUCUGGGCUGAGCGUUGAAAUCGAAGACUCGAGAAGAAAACUCGCGAUUUCUCGGUACAAUACCGCUUUAAGACAGGUUUCUACAUCGAGCGAUUCUAAUCCCGAUAUCGUUGUUAUAUCUUGCAUGCUCUUUUUGUGCAUCGAGUUCAUGCGAAAUAACCCAGAGGCGGCAAUGGUUCACUAUCAAUACGGUCGGAAGAUUCUGGCUUCUUAUAACGCGUCGAGGACGCUCCUGGGACUUUACCGCCGAGUCAACGUGUUCAUGCUCUAUUUUAUCGACGUAUGGGGUCUGCCGCAGUUGAAUCAGGAGGAGUUUUGCUCACCGGGCCCAUUCACUAGUCUGAUCCAAGCCCAGGAGGCACUUGACUGGCUUGUUUACCGGUCGCUGAAAGUUUCAUCUGCGCUUGAUCGAUGUAUAUCGAACGAUUCAAGUGGAACUGCUUGGCAGGAUGCACUUUCAUUAAAAUCGUUGUUGGAUACGGACUUGAAUACUUGGUCGCGCGCAUUCAACGCGUACUUACUUGUUCUCCCUGGAUCCUUCCAAGAAUUGGGGGAUUAUCGACUCCUACAGACGCGGUGGCAGGCUUGCAAGAUCUGGACAGAUGCCGGUCUAUACGGCUACCAGGCCGACGGCAACCAGAAAAUCCCGAAAAGCAUACCAUGUCGUGAUUUGAAAUCUACCGGCGUCAAUACUUCGACCUUCAGUGAAUUUCUUUCCUGUGCUCAGCUUUCUCCCGUCCUCUAUUUCAUGCUUAUGGAGACUCGCAACCUGGGCAUUCGACUCGCAGCAUUGGCUCUUCUUCGGAAAAAGUGCACUACUGUUGAGACAGCCUGGAAUGCGCAAAAACUAUACACCACGGCCAAGGAGGCCAUUGAAAAGGAGCAUGGUAUUUUGAUAGCGCCGGGAUGCAGGGAAUUUGUUGAGCUGGAUAAUUUGCUGAGUAUUGGUGAAUUUCAUCCCGCGGCAUCGUGUCCAAAGGUGCAGUUUUAUUGUCCUUGGGUUCUUGUGGUAUUAGAUGUUUGCGACAGAGUAUGUGAUUCUCAGUCACAGUAA